UUCCGGGCCCUUGACGCCACUUUCGGCGCGUCCGGGCCGAGGCGGAGCGGGAGCGGCGCGGGGGGGCCCGGCGGGGCCGGGGCGCAGGCCCUGAGGAUGUCGGACGGGAUCCUGAGCAAGGCAGCCACCAUGGAGAUCCCCAUCAGCAGCAACGGGGACACCAGCAGCCUGCCCGAGGAUGAUGGCCUGGAGCAGGACCUGCAGCAGGUGAUGGUGUCGGGACCCAACCUGAACGAGACCAGCAUCGUGUCCGGCGGCUACGGGGGCACAGCCGAAGGCAUCAUCCCCACGGGCACCAUCAAAGGCCCCGGGCUGCACCCACCGCCCCCCGGACCCCCAGCCGGUGGAGAGGAGGUCGUGCGUGGCAUUGCCGUGGAGAAGUUUGACAUUGUCAAGAAGUGGGGGAUCAACACCUACAAGUGCACCAAGCAGCUGCUGUCGGAGCGCUUCGGCCGGGGGUCCCGCACGGUGGACCUGGAGCUGGAGACCCAGAUCGAGCUGCUGCGGGAGACCAAGCGCAAGUACGAGAGCGUGCUGCACCUGGCACGGGCGCUCACGGCCCACCUCUACAGCCUCGUGCAGACCCAGCACGCCCUGGGCGACGCCUUUGCCGACCUCAGCCAGAAAUCCCCCGAGCUCCAGGAGGAGUUUGGGUACAACGCAGAGACACAGAAGCUGCUGUGCAAGAACGGGGAGACGCUGCUGGGCGCCGUCAACUUCUUUGUGUCCAGCAUCAACACGCUGGUCAACAAGACCAUGGAAGACACGCUCAUGACAGUGAAGCAGUACGAGACGGCCAGGCUGGAGUAUGACGCGUACCGCACGGACCUGGAGGAGCUGAGCAUGGGCCCGCGCGACGCCGGCGCCGUCAGCCGCCUGGACGCCGCCCAGAGCCAGUUCCAGAGCCACAAGGACAAGUACGAGAAGCUGCGGGCGGACGUGGCCAUCAAGCUCAAGUUCUUGGAGGAGAACAAGAUCAAGGUGAUGCACAAGCAACUGCUGCUGUUCCACAAUGCCAUCUCUGCGUACUUUGCUGGGAACCAGCAGCAGCUUGAGCAGACCCUCAAGCAGUUCAACAUCAAGCUCAAGACCCCUGGCGCCGAGAAGCCCUCCUGGCUGGAGGAGCAGUGAGCCCCCGUGCCCCCCGGAUAGGAUGGAGGAGCACACAUGGACCUCAGUUGUGGCCGGGGGCUCGUGGGGGCCACAGCCCAGGCCUGCUCUUGGAUGGGGGGGACCCCGGGUGUGGGGAGCUGCCAGAGGGCUGGGUCCCCCCUCAUCCCACAGCCCCUCCUCAGGGCAGGCUGCAGCAGCUCCUCGGCACAGACCCCACACAGCAGACAGCUGGAGCCCCCCUGCCCCUGACACUCCCAAGGGGGCUGGCUGGGCUGCUGCCCCCAGGCACCCCACUCACCCUGGGGUGAGCCAGGACCUUCCACUGUCCCCCCUGUGCCUCCCCGGGGCAGGAUGAGGGUGCGCCCCUCCCAGGCCCACUGCCAGCUCCCCCCAGGCAGCCCCCUGCCCUGUGCACAGUGGAGCUGGGUGGGGGCAGCACUGGCACAGCCAGGCCCCACUGCGUUGGGGAGGGGCUGUGGGGCUGCCCCUGGCACCCAGGGGGCUCCUGCUCUGCCCGCCAGUGCCAGGGACACCCCGGCCCCCUCCAGGCCGUUCCCAGGUGUUUCCAGCCUGGCUGCUCAUGCACUCCUGAUUCACAGGGGGCUGCACCCCCAAAGAGCCCCCUGCUUCCCCACCCGGGGCUGUGGCGCCUGGGCUGGGCCGGUGAGGGGUCCCUGUGCCCUGCUGCUCGUGGCAGGGGGAGUCGCUGGCCAGGCACAGGUCCCCUGGCACCCUGGGGGAGCACGGGGGGCUCCAAGCAGGGACCAAAGGUCAGCGGAGGCACGGGGUGCACGCGUGUCCGCGCGUGUCCGGGUGCGGGCACACGCGUGUCCGCGCGUGUCCGGGUGCGGGCACAUGCGUGUCCCGGUCUGGGACGCCUGUGCUGCACACGGGGGGCUGGGGUCCCAGCCAGGGUCUGCCCCCACCCCACGAGGGGCCCCCCGCCUACCCCCGCACUUGGGCACUUUCUCCUGAGACAAAACUGUUGGUUUUUCUUGCUCAUUAAUUUAACUCAUAAUUUAAUGUCGGGAUCCGACUUCCCCCUGCCCCGCCCUGGUGACGGUCUGACCCCCCAAGGCCCUGACUUGUGUAAAACCCCAAUAAAU
Molecule: messenger RNA, 2219 nt
Organism: Zonotrichia leucophrys gambelii
Lineage: Eukaryota; Metazoa; Chordata; Aves; Passeriformes; Passerellidae
Gene: ARFIP2
Product: ADP ribosylation factor interacting protein 2
Exons: 8
Coding region: 97-1131 (344 amino acids)
Biological process (GO): intracellular protein transport; regulation of Arp2/3 complex-mediated actin nucleation
Cellular component (GO): trans-Golgi network membrane
Molecular function (GO): phospholipid binding; protein domain specific binding
Source: RefSeq, a predicted model, not a curated record